Molecule: messenger RNA, 807 nt
Organism: Drosophila arizonae
Lineage: Eukaryota; Metazoa; Arthropoda; Insecta; Diptera; Drosophilidae
Gene: Nse1
Product: SMC5-SMC6 complex component Non-SMC element 1
Biological process (GO): double-strand break repair via homologous recombination
Cellular component (GO): Smc5-Smc6 complex; nucleus
Molecular function (GO): ubiquitin-protein transferase activity
Source: RefSeq, a predicted model, not a curated record
CUGCAUUUUAUCAAACUGGUUUGUUUACCCAAGUCAAAAUUAUUAAUUACUUAAAGAUAGCAUGGAAAUUGUAAAACGGACAUUUUUACGUGCUUGUAUAAAUCACAGCUGUCUUGAUCAUGAUCAAAUUAAUAAGAUAUUAACACCGCUCUGCGAUCAGCAUCAAGUGACAAAACCCGCGAAUGAGGAGGCUCUGCACGAAUUCGCAAAGAGUAUCGAAAAUACGAUAAAAGAUCUUAAUCAAUCGUUGACCUUUAUGCUUCAUCCUGUGACGGGCAAAGAGUAUUUGGUAUUUGCCAUCACUGAUGCAACUCCUGAUAAACAAAAUCAUCCGGGUCUGACAGCAGAAGAAUGUUUCUAUUUUUCCAUUCUUUUGGAAAAACUUGCCCAACAGGAGGACUGCCACAUAGCCUGGAACGAGGCGUACUCUGACUUGGAUUUCAAGGGCUCAACGAAGCCGCCUAAGAAGCUGCGCAUGCAAACGCUGCUCCAACUAUGGACCGAAAUGGGUUACUUCUUGGAGUCGGGCGACAGACUCUAUCUGGGUCCACGCAGCAUCGUCGAGUUCGAGUUUUAUUUGCGCUCUAACUUUGCGGACACGAUCAAGGAAUGUGCCCUCUGCAAGCAGCUGGUGCUCUGGGACGUCAAAUGCUCAGAUUGUAACACUAAAAUCCACAGACUUUGCAUACGAAAGUAUUUACGUACCCGCUCCAACUGCCCAACCUGUGGCAACAAGUGGUCCACGCGACUUAGUCAAUAAAAAUUAUAAGAAUUAGCAACUAUGUAUUUGGCGUAUGCUGAAAGUAU